CCUGGAGGCAGCGCUUACUAUGGAGAAGAAUUUCUCAGUCAUGUUCACUCCCUGGUCUGGAAAACCAUCCUCAAACAUCAUAGAGAAAAUGGAGGAGGCCUUCCGGAAGCUUCAUCCAGCCUUCACAGACUACAUCUUUACUGACCCGCGUGGAGGUCAUUUGUUGCCCCAGACAACAGACUGGAGUCAACCUUCAUCCACACAGAGUUACUUCCUCACCCUUGGCUUCAGAAGGAGAAAUGAUGGAGACUUCCUACAUAAACUUCUCCACAGGAGGUGUCCCACAUUCACAGGGCAAAGAUCUCCAUUCACGCCUCCCAGCUAUAGAGACCUAGAAAUGAUGUUUGAGAUGCAAGGAAAGAAGAUCCUGCCAGUUCUAGAUUUCAUUAAGUGCACCAAGCUAAGUGUGGGAUUUUCCCAAGGAUCUGGACUCAUAGAGCGACUGCAGUAUGCUAGUGUCCUAGGACAGCUGAAUAAGUUCAGAGAACAUAUGCAUGUACUGCAGUACACACUGGCUGAGCUGGCGGUCGCACCCUACCUUCAGGACAUCAGUCCUUCUGACACAGAGCUGCUGCUGGCUCUAAUGGCAGACACCAUGGACACCCUUGAAGGCAAGCGGCCUGAUCAGGAACGUGUGUGGAAUGCAAUGCAAAAGGUGGAGGCAGUGAAGGAGAUGCUUUAUCAGCUAGAGGAGACCUACCUGAAGAAGAAGGCACUGAGAGCCACCAGACAGCAAAAGGCUAAAGAGAAGAAAGCCCUGAAAAAGCUGUCCCUCAGGAGUCCCUCCACACCACCCCAGGGCCAACUGAAUGCAGGACCCUCAGCCCAGUCAUCCAAUAAGAGUACUGAUACGCUGCAGUGGCCUCUCUUUCUCUGAUCUACUCUGUCUGGCACUCCUCCGCCUACCACUGCUCCUC
Molecule: messenger RNA, 917 nt
Organism: Sinocyclocheilus rhinocerous
Lineage: Eukaryota; Metazoa; Chordata; Actinopteri; Cypriniformes; Cyprinidae
Product: spermatogenesis-associated protein 16
Exons: 7
Coding region: 20-877 (285 amino acids)
Biological process (GO): spermatogenesis
Cellular component (GO): Golgi apparatus
Source: RefSeq, a predicted model, not a curated record